Molecule: messenger RNA, 1153 nt
Organism: Fundulus heteroclitus (mummichog)
Lineage: Eukaryota; Metazoa; Chordata; Actinopteri; Cyprinodontiformes; Fundulidae
Gene: psmb1
Product: proteasome 20S subunit beta 1
Exons: 6
Coding region: 100-813 (237 amino acids)
Cellular component (GO): proteasome core complex
Source: RefSeq, a predicted model, not a curated record
UGUGGUGGGGUCAGUGGGUGUAGAAGAAGAAGCUGCCACACAGUGAUACAGCGAGUUUCGUAGAGGAAAGCUGUGGUCUUUCCGUUCUGUGUUGCUAAAAUGCUUUCAGCUCAGAGUUUUGGAGGUCCUGGGAAGAUGAAGGAGUAUCAUUAUACCGGCGCAGUAGAGAACCGGUUUUCACCUUACGCUUUCAACGGAGGAACUGUACUAGCUGUUGCUGGAGAAGAUUUUGCCAUCGUAGCAUCAGACACCAGGCUUAGUGAAGGCUACUCCAUCCACAGCCGUGACUCUCCCAAAUGCUACAAGCUGACAGACACAACUGUCAUUGGCUGCAGUGGUUUCCAUGGUGACUGUCUGACACUGACAAAAAUCAUUGAUGCCAGGCUAAAGAUGUACAAACACUCAAACAACAAAACUAUGACGAGUGGAGCCAUCGCAGCCAUGUUGUCCACCAUCUUGUACGGCAGGAGGUUCUUCCCAUACUACGUCUACAACAUCAUCGGAGGCCUGGAUGAAGAAGGCAAAGGAGCGGUGUACAGCUUCGACCCCGUAGGCUCCUACCAGAGAGACACCUACAAGGCUGGAGGAUCUGCCAGCGCCAUGCUGCAGCCGCUACUAGACAACCAGAUUGGUUUCAAGAACAUGGAGGGUGUGCAGCACGUUCCUCUGACUCAGGAAAAAGCUGUUCAGCUGGUCAAAGACGUCUUCAUCUCGGCCGCAGAGAGGGACGUCUACACCGGAGACGCCCUUCGCAUCUGCAUCGUCACCAAGGAGGGCAUCAACGAGCAGACGAUACCGCUGAGAAAGGACUGAGGAGGACAAAAUGCUUCUGUCUGCCUCCAGUUUCCUUUUCCUCUGUUCAACAUUCUGCUGAUUUGACCUCUUCACAUAAGUCUCUCAACAUAGCACUGUUGAUCCAGAGGUUGAUAAAGUUGCCAUGUAGGUUUGGCUCUCCCCCACCUAGUUCUUUGGUCAUAAUAUUCUUUAAUAUACGGUCUGUCAGCUUUCUAUUGGAUCAGCAUUCCUGUUUUCAGAAGCUGGCUGGUUCCCCACCUUGCUUAGACUCUUCCUCUGGAUGUUUUCUUGUGUUUUGGAGGGAGAUUUGCUCAGCUGUUCUUUUUACAUUCUUGAUAAAUAAAAACAAUUCAACAUC